Molecule: messenger RNA, 1988 nt
Organism: Populus nigra (black poplar)
Lineage: Eukaryota; Viridiplantae; Streptophyta; Magnoliopsida; Malpighiales; Salicaceae
Product: protein IWS1 homolog 1-like
Exons: 11
Coding region: 125-1669 (514 amino acids)
Biological process (GO): regulation of DNA-templated transcription elongation; brassinosteroid mediated signaling pathway
Source: RefSeq, a predicted model, not a curated record
UAACCUCUUCGUGUUGGUACUUGGUUCUAAAGGCUGCAGCUCCUGCUCAAUUAAAAUCCAUCCUCUCGGCCCUCACUAUAAAUUCUGUCAUCAAUUCCAUACCUUUCCACAACCAAGCAUUACCAUGGGUCACGAAGACGAUCCGUAUCGUGACGAGGACGGAGAGCUGUUAAUGGACUACGACGAAGUGCAAUCAGAUGGCGGAGGACAAUCACCGGAACCACACCAGAAUGAUAUCUUAGACGAAUUAGAGGAUGAUAUUGACAAUUGGGAGAGAGAGAGGUCACAAACUCCGGUAUACGAUACAGAUAAAGUAGGAAAACCUAGAAAAAGAUUGGUUAAAAAAGGCGGCGAUUCAGGGAGAGAGAGUGGUAGCAGUAGUUAUGUGCCGCCGGCGUUUGUUGAUGACGAGGAGGAGGAUUACGGGGGGUUUGAGAGGGAAGGAUCGGUUGGAGAUGGGAACUAUACCAAGAAAUUUGCGAAGGACAAGGAGAGGAAAAAGUUCAGUAAGGGGGAAAAGAAGUUUGGAGGGAAAGGAGGAAGUGAAUCGAAAUUGGGGCUGAAAAAAGGAAUGCCGACGAAGUUGGUGUCUGGAAAGGAUGACGGAGAAGUUAAAGAGAUGUGGGAUACUAUUGCUGGUGGCGAUUCCGAGGAUGAUCAAGAGGGUGCUAGGACUGUAGAUGAUGACAACUUCAUAGAUGACAGUGGUGUGGAUCCUGCUUAUGGGUAUGGAAUUGACAAUGAACCACACUCUCCUACUGAUGCUCCUCAGGCAGAGGAAGGUGAAGAGGAUGAGGAAAUCAAGGAUAUGUUCAAGAUGGGUAAGAAAAGGAAGAAGAAUGAGAAAAGUCCUGCAGAGAUUGCACUAUUAGUUGAGAAUGUCAUGGCUGAGCUUGAGGUCACUGCUGAAGAAGAUGCAGACCUUAAUAGACAGGGGAAGCCUGCUGUUAAUAAACUCAAGAAGUUGCCUCUUCUUACCGAGGUUCUCUCAAAGAAGCAGCUCCAACAAGAGUUUAUAGAUCAUGGAGUACUAACAUUGUUAAAAAAUUGGCUAGAACCCCUUCCAGAUGGAAGUUUACCCAAUAUAAAUAUCCGUGCUGCAAUGUUGAAGAUUUUGACUGAUUUUCCAAUUGAUCUGGAGCAGUAUGAUAGAAGAGAACAAUUGAAAAAAAGUGGUCUUGGAAAGGUUAUUAUGUUUUUAUCAAAAUCUGAUGAGGAAACCACAUCCAACAGAAAACUUGCUAAGGACUUGGUUGAUAAAUGGAGUCGGCCAAUAUUUAAUAAGAGUACAAGGUUUGAGGACAUGAGAAAUGUUGAAGAUGAUCGGGCCUUCAGAAGGCCAACGGUGAGAAGGCCAUCGAAUAAUUCUGCUGGAAUGGCAUCAAGGGAUGGAGAUCUUGAUUUGGAUAUUUCACGGGAACGGAAGUCUAGUCAGUCAUCAGACAGACAGCAUGCAUCCAGGCCAGAAGCAACACCAUUGGAUUUUUUGGUGCGUCCCCAAUCUAAGAUUGAUCCUGAAGAAGUUAGGGCCCGUGCUAAACAAGUAGUUCAAGAUCAGCGUCGUCUAAAGAUGAAUAAAAAGUUGCAGCAGCUAAAGGGACCGAAAAAGAAGCAAUUGCAAGCUACGAAGCUUAGCGUGGAAGGUCGCGGUAUGCUCAAAUAUCUGUGAUAUUGCCGGUUUCUGGAAUCCAUUGGCAAGAACGAACAUUAUUAUAUAAGAAAAAUAACGUGUAUUGUUAUUGCAUGGGGCAUGGGCUGGUCGUUGGCUGGAAGUAACCGGCCUACAAGUGAAGGGCCAUCUGGUUCUUAUGCUUCAAUCGGUGACAUUGUUCGGGAAAAUGUAAAGCCCAUUUCAACUAGAUAUUGGAAUCCCGAUUGGCUUAAUAUCUGUUAAAUUAAGCCUACCCCGAAUUGACGUGUUAACAUCAGUGCAAGUUGUUAAAUGUGAGGAACAAAAAUAUUCUCAUUUGUGAAGGACUUUUCGUUGA